AUGACACAUUUUUUUCAACCCUUGGAUCUAACGGUCAAUGGACAGGCCAAGAAGUUUUGCAAGAACAAGUUCGCGACGUGGUAUUCCGCAGAAGUCCAGAAACAAGUGGAUAGUGGAAUCAAUUUUGAAGAUGUCGAUGUUGAUCUCAAACUAUCGGUCCUUAAACCAAUCCAUGCCACUUGGUUGGUAGAGUUGUAUAACUUUUUCACCAGCACUGAAGGAAAGGUUUAUGUUUUGAAAGGAUGGGAAAAAGCCGGAAUAAAGGAUGUUUUAAAUGGAAAAGAAGUGCUACCCCCUGUUGAUCCGUAUCAAGACAUUUACGCAAACGAUUAA
Messenger RNA from Pocillopora meandrina, 333 nucleotides. NCBI's taxonomy places the organism in Eukaryota, Metazoa, Cnidaria, Anthozoa, Scleractinia, Pocilloporidae. The record is from the annotation of a GenBank genome assembly.